GCGGAUGUGACGCACGGUGGUCUCUGGUCUCUGCGCAGCGUUUCGUGUCGGAGGGUCGAGAAACAGCGGCCAGAAGAGAAACACAGCGGAGCCGCACACCCACCUGCAGCACACAGCCUCACACACAGCCGGGGAAGACCGUCUGCGCUACAGAGGAGCAGAGAGAUCAACGUCAUGAACCCUGUCUACAGCCCUGCACCAACAGGGGUUCCCUAUGCCAACCCUAAAGGAAUAGGAUACCCAGCUGGGUUUCCAGUUGGCUAUGCGGCAGCUGCCCCUGCAUACACUCCCAAUGUGUAUCCCGGAGCUAACCCAGCUUUUCCUACAGGUUAUGCUCCAGGGACACCUUUCAAAAUGUCCUGCUCUCCAACGACAGGUGCUGUCCCCCCAUAUUCCUCAUCACCCAACCCGUACCCUGCUGCUGUGUACCCAGUGAGGAGCUCCUAUCCUCAGCAGAAUCCCUAUGCUCAGCAGCAAGGCACUUACUACACACAGCCUCUAUAUGCUGCCCCACCCCAUGUAAUUCAUCAUACUACAGUGGUUCAGCCCAAUGGCAUGCCAGCAGCGAUAUAUGCUCCUCCCAUCCCUCCUCCCCGUCCAAAUGGAGUCGCCAUGGGAAUGGUAGCAGGCACCACUAUGGCGAUGUCUGCUGGGACUUUAUUAACAACUCACUCCCCAACUCCAGUAGCUCCCCAUCCUGUCACAGUGCCCACGUAUCGACCCCCUGGCACACCCACCUACAGCUAUGUGCCCCCUCAGUGGUGAACAGAUGGCACUGUCAGAAGAUGAUAGAUAUGCAUUCGCACAGUUCAGUAUUUUACAGUUACGGUUGGGGCUGAUGCCACAUGUGUUUCCAGCCUGUUGUUCUUCCUUCCAAGCAUAAUGUGAAUCUGAACCUAGUUGGCAGAAGAAAGAAAAUUGUGGAAUGGGAACGAGAAUCUUUCCAUUCCGACUACAUUUGUUAGCAUUACUCAUGUGUUCUACAGCAUAUCUCAUAUCUGAAGACUUGCUCUUCACGCAGACUUGUGUUUUGUGGACUGUCUUGCAGUUUUUAUAGCAUUUAACUCUUAAAGUUGUAAGAAAAGAAAAGAGGUGGAAUUAGUUUGUAUUUGGAAUCCAUGUUCAAUUGAAUGCAUGUAUAUAUUGAAUAAUAAUAAUGCUAGCUGAAUCUACCUGCCGUGAUGCAAAAUCAUCAAAUGGUUAUUGGAAGCAAAAUCCAAAGGAUUAAGGUGAAAACAGCAACUUCACAUCUCAAAUGCAAUGUCUUUAUUGUUAUUUCAUAGAAAAUAUAAAUUGUGUUUUCCAUAAAAAAAAGUCAACAGUGUUUUAAAGUUUUUACAUUUAUUUGGUUUUAACUUUUUUUAAACCAAAUAAAUGUAAUUGUAUUAUUUGGAUUUUAUUUUUUUAUGAGUAAUUAAUGUGUAUCUAUGUAAGUAACACAUGUUGUUGCUCAUCUGCCACUUUGUAUUUGAAGGUGGGGUCGGGUAUAUUUUGAUUUAGUGCCUCAAAUACAGAUAUUCAGUUCUGUUCUUAUGAAUUUACCAUUCCUCAUGCUCUUGUUACAAAUACUUGUUGCACAUAUUUGCCUGUGUGUGUUUGUGUGCGUGUGUGCGUGUGUAUGUAUAUAUUGUUUGGUUGGUUGAGCUGCCGAACAACCCCUUGUAUUGGUGACAAGAGCAUGCCAACUUAUUGCUGUUUUUUUUUUCCUCCCGCCUCCUUUUUUUGGUUAAAGGUCUGACGGAAAGAGUGACAGUGAAGUCAUUGCUAACCUAAUACAUUUUGAAAUGUAAAACUGUUUUAUGUAGUCAAUUUAUAACACAAGAAUAUUUGAUAACACUACUGAGGACAUAGUAACUUAUGAGUUGUUUGGUUAAGAACCUGAAAAGGAACUUAUUGCUUGUUACCUCAAGGUUGCACCAUUAUUGAUUGAAUUUUUGUUGUCUUUUUACUUAUUCAUAUAUAUAUUGCCUAUGUCACCUUGGUUAAAUAAUGUUUUGUAAUGUUAUUUUGUGUUUUCGUUUUGUAUUUUCAAGAAAGACCAAAAAUAAAUACAAUAAUAAACACUG
Molecule: messenger RNA, 2066 nt
Organism: Astyanax mexicanus (Mexican tetra)
Lineage: Eukaryota; Metazoa; Chordata; Actinopteri; Characiformes; Acestrorhamphidae
Gene: fam168b
Product: family with sequence similarity 168 member B
Exons: 7
Coding region: 175-765 (196 amino acids)
Source: RefSeq, a predicted model, not a curated record